AAUCCACAUCCUCAUGGAUCCUAGUUGGGUUCGCUUCCACUGAGCCACCGUGGGAACUCCCACCCAUGCAUUUUUGAUGGGCAACCUGGAGUGGGAGACUUGGGAGUCAGCUCUGUCAGGAAAUCCACUGUGGGUUGGGCAAGCCACUUAAACUCUCCAUCCAGCAAUUGACACUGCUGCCUUCUCAAGCAGCAUCCAAGAGCCAGUGUGGGCAGUGGAGGCCCAGGGCAUGGCAGGUGAGAAAGUUCGUGGGCUGAGGAGUGUCCUGUCCUGAGGCCAACACCAAAGUUGUCCUGAGCUAACCUGUGCCCCGUCCUCUGAGGGCACCUGCCCUCAUCUUUACUGGACUGUGUUCAAAGCUCUCUGCGAUUUGCCAAGAGUUAACUGGCUUCUGGCCUUUAAAGAAGAUGUGAAACAGAAUGGUCCUUCUCUGGGUUUGGAUAAUGUAUGUGUUUGUGUUUGUGUUCAUGUGUUCCUUGCUCUCUUGCAGGACUUCCUGUUUCUGCAGACUCUUUCCGCUCCCCAUUAGCUUUGGAAGUCUCUGGUCACUUGUGCAAAUAUGUCAGCUACCACACCACAUUCUUGAUUUGCUGUCUUCUCCAGGGACUCUCUGAUGAGGGAUGGUGUGUCCUCCUGGCAUAGCUGAUGCUUCUAAUGGGCUCAUCUGCCAGAUCAGCUGAAAUGGUGAAUGGACUGUGUUUUGCACAAAGUGGAAGCUUAGAGUGGCACAAUGAAGCUUGGAACUGAAUGGUGCAAGAGCCACGUGAGGCCUCAGUGAGCCCUGGGACUGCAUAGUAACAGCACACGGAAGUUCCAGGGAUUGAACCUGCGCAACAGCAGUGACAACACUGGAUCCUUAACCCAUGGAGCCACCAGGGACCUCCUCUUUUCAUAUUAUACAGAUUUGUAUCUUCUCCAGGAGACAGAAGAUGCUGUAAUCUAUUAUUUGCCAAGUGGAGAACUGAUAUUCUCUUGCACUAUUACCCUCCAAAAAGAGAGAUAAGAUACCUGCCGAUGAGCUGUUCUCCACUGAGCUGCACACACAUGACAGUGCGGACUCUGAGAUCAAAGAAUUAGCAACACUGAACCCCUCCAGAAGGAAGGCUCUAACUAAGGGUCCACCAACCCUACCUAUGUCUUAGUGGCUGCCCAGGGCCAAGAAAAGCAAGCCAUGCCAUUUUUCUCUGCAGGAUGCUGGGAGGAUUCCCUGUAGGAUCCUCCAAGAAGGGGAAGGUGCCUCUGCGGCAAGGUCCUCCUGCAUUGAUGGAUUUUACACUCCAGUCCAAUGUGGCAGCAAUAACUGACGACUACUACUAUCCUGACAUCACCUCAAGCCCCUGCGAUGGGGAACUUAUCCAGAAAGAAAACAGUUUGCUUCUUCCUGUCUUUUACUGCCUCCUGUUUGUAUGUGGUCUUCUGGGAAACGGCCUGGUCAUCCUGGUCCUUGUCGCCUGCAAGAAGCUGAGGAGCAUCACAGACAUAUACCUCUUGAACCUGGCUCUGUCUGACCUGCUCUUUGUCUUCUCCUUCCCCUUUCAGACCCACUAUCAGCUGGACCAAUGGGUGUUUGGGUCUGUGAUGUGCAAGGUGGUCUCUGGCUUUUACUACAUUGGCUUUUUCAGCAACAUGUACUUUAUCACCCUCAUGAGUGUGGACAGGUACCUGGCCAUUGUCCGUGCUGUGUAUGCCAUGAAGGUGAGGACCAUCAGAGUGGGCACUGUCCUGAGUCUGGCUGUGUGGCUCAUUGCCCUUGUGGCCACCAGCCCGCUGCUCGUGUUUUACCAAGUGGCCUCUGAAGAUGGCGUUCUCCAAUGUUAUUCAUCUUACAAUCAACAGACUCUGAAGUGGAAGAUCUUCAUCCACUUUGAAAUGAAUAUCUUAGGCCUGCUGAUCCCAUUCGCCAUCCUUAUGUUCUGCUACGUUAGCAUCCUGCACCAGCUGAAAAGUUGCCAGAACCACAACAAGACCAAGGCCAUCAGGCUUGUGCUCAUCGUGGUGGUGGCCUCUUUACUCUUCUGGGUCCCGUUCAAUGUGGUCCUCUUCCUUACUUCCCUCCACAGCAUGCACAUCUUGGAUGGAUGUGUCAUGAGCCAGCGGUUGAUCUAUGCCACCCAUGUCACAGAAACCAUUUCCUUCACCCACUGCUGUGUGAACCCUAUAAUCUAUGCCUUCAUGGGCGAGAAGUUCAAGAAACACCUCUCAGAAAUAUUCCAGAAAAGUCGCAGCCACGUCUUCCUCUACCUAGGGAGGAGCAUCUCUAGGGAGGCCUUCGAAAGGUCAUCCUCCUGUCAGCACUCCUCCCGUUCCUCCAGCGUAGACUACAUUUUGUGAGGAGGUUGCCCUCAAGCGGGCCUCUGGCUUCAUCACCUGUGUUCUUGCAGGAGCUAAAAAUGAUUCAUCUUGCAGUCUGAGGCUACACGAAGGGAGACUCCAGGAAACUCGGCUGCAGACACAAGAUUUAUUUCAUGACAUUAAAUGAAUCCCCACUGUUGCAAAUGGACCUUCUCAACUCUCAAAGGCUUUGUUACUAUUUUGUGAAAACAGUCUAUGUCUUUAACCCCAAAUUGUAAUGUUGGGUGUAGAGACUUUUCCCCCUUACUUGUUGGAAUGUCUUUAUCAUAUACCAACUUAAAUGUGAUCCAUUACUUUUCCCUUAUCUAUGGAGGUGAUCAUGUAGUAGUUUUCCUCCCUUAUUCUGUUAAUUUUUUGGGGAACCGCAUUGAUAGAUUUUCUUGUUUUAAAUCAACCUGUAUUUUCCCUGGAAAAAAAUGACCUCAUGGCUAUGGUCAUUUAAAAAAAAAAAAUUGGAUUCUCUUGGAAUCUUUAUAUCUGUGUUCAUGAGAGAUAUUGCCCUGUAAUUUUUCUUUCUUAUAAUGUCCUGGCCUGGUUUGGCCUCCAAAAAUAUGCUGGGAAGUACUCCCUUUUCUAUUCAUCUCUGAAAUCUGUCUUUGUACAACCUUCAUUAUGAUCUCUUCUGUCUUUUCAGUACUUGUUAACGCCUCUGUUUUCUUGGAUUAAUUUCUUAUAUUUAUACCAGUACAUAUAUUUAGAAAUGAAUCUUACGAUGCUCAGUGUCCAAGCUGAUUUCUCAGGCAUUUUGAAGAUUCCCAUCCUUCCAAAUUUGACUGGUGUAUUACUUGAAACACUUUUUGGAUCCUGGAGCCAUGUGCCCCUGCACAAGGAGCCUGCACAACUCCUAGCCAUUGCAGAUCUCCUGAGCUUGGUGAGUGGGCAGAAGAGCGACGGACUUAGCACCCCAGCACAUAGAACCCCACAUUCACAAUAGCCCCAUCUAUGAGCAUUCCAACUAGAAACUCGAGGGUGGCACAGUCUGUAUUUCUUAUCAUUGUCUUUUAAAAUGGAGUGUUUAGUUCAUUUACAUUUAAUAAAAAUAUAUGAAGCAAU
Molecule: messenger RNA, 3405 nt
Organism: Sus scrofa (pig)
Lineage: Eukaryota; Metazoa; Chordata; Mammalia; Artiodactyla; Suidae
Source: RefSeq, a predicted model, not a curated record